Condylura cristata (star-nosed mole) is the source of this 4044-nucleotide messenger RNA. It is a transcript of the gene FLII, whose product is annotated as flightless I actin binding protein. Gene Ontology annotation, biological process: myofibril assembly; actin polymerization or depolymerization; actin filament severing. Gene Ontology annotation, molecular function: phosphatidylinositol-4,5-bisphosphate binding; actin filament binding. The transcript is spliced from 29 exons. Gene Ontology annotation, cellular component: actin cytoskeleton; nucleus; cytoplasm. Bases 49 to 3771 code for a protein of 1240 amino acids. The record is from RefSeq and is a predicted model, not a curated record. NCBI's taxonomy places the organism in Eukaryota, Metazoa, Chordata, Mammalia, Eulipotyphla, Talpidae.
ACCACUUCUUACUUCCAGGGGGGCUACUUCCCAGAGAAUGUCAAGGCCAUGACCAGUCUGCGAUGGUUGAAGUUGAACCGCACUGGCCUCUGCUACCUGCCAGAGGAGUUGGCAGCCCUGCAGAAGCUGGAGCACUUGUCUGUGAGCCACAACAACCUGACCACACUCCAUGGGGAGCUGUCCAGCUUGCCAUCGCUGCGGGCCAUCGUGGCUCGAGCCAACAGCCUGAAGAAUUCUGGAGUCCCUGAUGACAUCUUCAAGCUGGAUGACCUCUCGGUCUUGGACUUGAGUUAUAACCAGCUGACAGAGUGCCCCCGGGAACUGGAGAAUGCCAAGAACAUGCUGGUGCUGAACCUCGGCCACAACAGCAUCGAGACCAUCCCCAACCAGCUCUUCAUCAACCUUACCGACCUGCUGUACCUGGACCUCAGUGAGAACCGCCUGGAGAGCCUGCCCCCGCAGAUGCGCCGUCUGGUGCACCUGCAGACGCUGGUGCUCAAUGGGAACCCACUGUUGCAUGCACAGCUUCGACAGCUGCCAGCUCUGAUGUCGCUGCAGACCCUGCACCUGAGGAACACCCAGCGCACCCAGAGCAACCUCCCCACCAGCCUGGAGGGCCUCAGCAACCUUGCAGAUGUGGAUCUGUCCUGCAAUGACCUGACACGGGUGCCGGAAUGCCUGUACACCCUCCCCAGCCUGCGUCGCCUCAGCCUCAGCAGCAACCAGAUCACAGAGCUGUCGCUGUGCAUUGACCAGUGGGUGCACUUGGAGACCUUGAACCUGUCCCGCAACCAGCUCACCUCCCUUCCUUCAGCCAUUUGUAAGCUGACCAAGCUGAAGAAGCUGUACCUGAACUCCAACAAGCUGGACUUUGAUGGGCUGCCCUCGGGCAUCGGCAAGCUGGCCAGCCUGGAGGAGUUCAUGGCUGCCAACAACAACCUGGAGCUGAUCCCCGAAAGCCUCUGCAGGUGCACAAAGCUGAGAAAACUCGUCCUGAACAAGAACCGCCUGGUCACCCUCCCGGAGGCCAUCCACUUCCUGACAGAGAUCCAGAUCCUGGACGUGCGGGAGAACCCCAACCUGGUCAUGCCUCCCAAGCCUGCUGACCGCACUGCUGAGUGGUACAACAUCGACUUCUCACUGCAGAACCAGCUGCGUCUGGCGGGGGCCUCCCCUGCCACGGUGGCUGCAGCAGCAGCUGCAGGAAGUGGGCCCAAGGACCCCCUGGCUCGAAAAAUGCGACUCCGGCGGCGGAAGGACUCAGCCCAGGAUGACCAGGCCAAGCAGGUGCUGAAAGGCAUGUCAGACGUGGCCCAGGAGAAGAACAAAAAGCAGGAAGAGAGUGCCGAGGCCCACGCCCCCGGGGGCAAAGGGCGGCGCUGGGACCAGGGCCUGGAGAAGCCGCGCCUCGACUACUCCGAGUUCUUCACGGAGGACGUGGGCCAGCUGCCCGGCCUGACCAUCUGGCAAAUCGAGAACUUUGUGCCGGUGCUGAUAGAAGAAGCCCUCCAUGGCAAGUUCUAUGAGGCUGACUGCUACAUUGUCCUCAAGACCUUUCUGGACGACAGCGGCUCUCUGAACUGGGAGAUCUACUACUGGAUCGGCGGGGAGGCCACGCUCGACAAGAAGGCCUGCUCUGCCAUCCACGCCGUCAACCUGCGCAACUACCUGGGUGCCGAGUGCCGCACAGUGCGGGAGGAGAUGGGUGACGAGAGCGAGGAGUUCCUGCAGGUGUUUGACAACGACAUCUCCUACAUCGAGGGUGGAACAGCCAGUGGCUUCUACACCGUGGAGGACACACACUACAUCACCAGGAUGUAUCGCGUGUACGGGAAAAAGAACAUCAAACUGGAGCCCGUGCCUCUCAAGGGGGCUUCCCUGGACCCAAGGUUCGUUUUCCUACUGGACCGAGGGCUGGACAUCUACGUGUGGCGGGGCAGCCAUGCCACGCUGAGUAGCACCACCAAGGCCAGGCUCUUUGCAGAGAAAAUUAAUAAGAACGAGCGGAAAGGGAAGGCGGAGAUUGUGCUGCUAGUGCAAGGCCAGGAACCCCCAGAGUUCUGGGAACCCCUGGGGGGACAGCCUUCUGAGAUCAAGAAGCAUGUCCCUGAUGACUUCUGGCCACCCCAGCCCAAGCUGUAUAAGGUGGGUCUGGGCCUGGGCUACCUGGAGCUACCACAGAUCAACUACAAGCUAUCCGUGGAGCAUAAGAUACGGCCCAAGGUGGAACUGAUGCCUGGGAUGCGGCUGCUGCAGAGCCUGCUGGAUACGCGCUGCGUGUACAUUCUGGACUGUUGGUCCGACGUGUUUAUUUGGCUGGGCCGCAAAUCCCCACGCCUGGUGCGGGCAGCGGCGCUCAAGCUGGGCCAGGAGCUGUGUGGGAUGCUGCACCGCCCGCGCCAUGCCACUGUCAGCCGCAGCCUCGAGGGCACCGAGGCACAGGUGUUCAAGGCCAAGUUCAAGAACUGGGAUGAUGUCUUGACAGUGGACUACACGCGCAAUGCAGAGGCCGUGUUGCAGGGCCCGGGACUCGCUGGGAAAGUGAAGCGCGAUGCUGAGAAGAAAGAUCAGAUGAAGGCCGACCUCACUGCGCUCUUCCUGCCGCGGCAGCCGCCCAUGGCGCUGGCCGAGGCUGAGCAGUUGAUGGAGGAGUGGAACGAGGACCUGGACGGCAUGGAGGGCUUCGUGCUAGAGGGCAAGAAGUUCGCGCGGCUGCCAGAGGAGGAAUUUGGCCACUUCUACACGCAGGACUGCUACGUCUUCCUGUGCAGGUACUGGGUUCCUGUGGAGUAUGAAGAUGAGCAGGAUAAGAAGGAAGAUAAGGAGAAGGGAGGUGCUGAGGGCAAAGAAGGCGAGGAGGCAGCGGCCGAGGCGGAGGAGAAGCAGCCUGAGGAAGACUUCCAGUGCACCGUGUACUUCUGGCAGGGCCGCGAGGCCUCCAACAUGGGGUGGCUCACCUUCACCUUCAGCCUGCAGAAGAAAUUCGAGAGCCUCUUCCCCGGCAAGUUAGAGGUGGUACGUAUGACACAGCAGCAAGAGAACCCCAAGUUCCUGUCCCAUUUCAAAAGAAAGUUCAUCAUCCACCGGGGCAAGAGGAAGACAGCCCAGGGCGCCCUGCAGCCCAGCCUGUACCAGAUUCGCACCAACGGCAGUGCCCUCUGCACCAGGUGCAUCCAGAUCAACACCGACUCCGGCCUCCUCAACUCUGAGUUUUGUUUCAUCCUCAAGGUUCCCUUUGAGAGCGAGGACAACCAGGGCAUUGUCUACGCAUGGGUGGGCCGGGCGUCAGACCCUGAUGAGGCCAAGCUGGCAGAAGAUAUCCUGAAUACCAUGUUUGAAACCUCCUACAGCAAGCAGGUCAUCAACGAGGGCGAGGAGCCUGAGAACUUCUUCUGGGUGGGCAUCGGAGCCCAGAAGCCUUACGAUGAUGAUGCAGAAUACAUGAAGCACACUCGACUUUUCCGGUGCUCCAACGAGAAGGGCUACUUUGCAGUGACUGAGAAAUGCUCAGAUUUUUGCCAAGAUGAUCUGGCAGAUGAUGACAUCAUGUUGUUAGACAAUGGUCAAGAGGUGUACAUGUGGGUGGGGACACAGACAAGCCAGGUGGAGAUCAAACUGAGUCUGAAGGCCUGCCAGGUCUACAUCCAGCACAUGCGAUCCAAAGAACACGAGCGGGCCCGUCGCUUGCGCCUGGUCCGCAAGGGCAACGAGCAGCACGCCUUCACUCGCUGCUUCCACGCCUGGAGCACCUUCCGCCAGGCCCUGGCUUAGGGCACCCGCCGUCCACCUGCAGUGCCCCCAUCACAGCCCAGCUCUGGGGGAAGGGCCUCCGUCCCUCCACCGCGCCAGUAGAGACUGCGCACAGGUGGCAGCUCUGCGCCAGCCACCCCCAGGCCACGUUCCAGCAGCACAGCUCAAACAGCACCAGUGGGGGUAGCCCUGACCCAUGCCUGAUGCCCUCAGGGACUGGGAAGUGGGACGCCCUUUCCUGCCUGGGGUAAAGCAGAUGUGACUGACCUGUAUGAGAUAUUAAAUGCUUUUAUU